UCCCAGCAUGCCCCUGUGCAGUGCAGCCGGAGAAGGAUGCUGCAGCUUGCAACUGCGGCUAACACUGCCUGUGCUGCCAUUUCCAGUGAGCUUUCUCUUCCUUUCUAGUGGAUCCGUGAACGAGACGCCCAGCAGCGAAACGAGACCAAUAGUGAGCCCUGCCUGUAUCCAACUCCAAGAUAACCAACACCGCCUGCCGCUGCUAGCCGCCGAGAGGGGGUCCACCCUUGCCCGUGGAGGGAGGCAUGGACCCCCUGGCCAAACCCUGCCCGGUUCAGGGAGAGCUAAACCAACAAAACCAGGUCUGUAAUCUGGUAGCGCCCUUCGAAGCUGCUGGAGGAGAGGAAGACGAGCGCCGCUGCAGUAGGAACGAGUCGAGGGGAGGAGAGCCCCAACUCGGCCCCAGGGACAUGGAAGAGUCGCUGGAAGAGAAGCUCAAGGGGUUGGCAUUCAGAAAGCAGACUUCGUACAGAAAAGCCAUUUCCCGUUCUGGCCUCCAGCAUCUUGCCCCGAUCCAGAUGCCCUUGUCUUCGCUGACAAACGGGCCUGCCAAGGAACUUCGGACCACUGUAGACUGGAGCGAGAAUGCUUUAAAUGGGGAUCACCUCUGGCUGGAGACAAACUGCUCUGGAGAUCUGUGCUACUUGGGGGAGGAGACUUGUGUUGUCAGGAUUGCAAAGUCUGCCCCCCGGAGGAAGUGCGCAGCAUGCAAGAUCGUGGUGCACACAGCCUGCAUGGAGCAGCUGGAGAAGAUCAAUUUUCGAUGCAAACCAACUUUUCGAGAGGGAGGCUCAAGGUCUCUGAGGGAUCAGAAUACUGUUCGGCACCACUGGGUUCAUCGACGUCGCCAAGAAGGGAAGUGCAAGCAGUGUGGAAAGAGUUUUCAGCAGAAAUUCUCCUUCCACAGUAAGGAGAUCGUUGCCAUCAGCUGCUCUUGGUGUAAGCAGGCGUUCCACAAUAAGGUGACCUGCUUCAUGCUGCACCAGAUCGAGGAGCCCUGCUCCCUGGGGGGUCAUGCUGGGGUCAUUGUGCCCCCCUCCUGGAUCAUCAAAAUGAAGAAGCCUCAGAAUUCUUUUAAAAACUCAAGCAGAAGAAAAAAAAGGACAUCGUUCAAACGAAGGACCAGCAAAAAGGGAACAGAUGAAGCCAAGUGGCGACCGUUCCUAAUCAAGCCCCUCCCGUCGCCGCUGAUGAAGCCAGUCCUUGUCUUUGUGAAUCCAAAGAGUGGGGGGAACCAGGGUACAAAGGUGUUCCAGAUGUUCAUGUGGUUCUUGAACCCCCGGCAAGUCUUUGAUCUUUCCCAAGGCAGUCCGAGGGAGGCGCUGGAGCUCUACAGGAAAGUGCCAAACUUGCGGAUCUUGGCGUGUGGAGGCGAUGGAACGGUGGGGUGGAUUCUCUCUGCUCUGGAUGAAUUACAAUUGAACCCGCCACCACCUGUGGCAGUGCUACCUCUUGGAACUGGGAAUGACCUGGCACGCACUCUCAACUGGGGAGGGGGCUACACUGACGAGCCCGUCUCCAAGAUCCUGUGUCAUGUGGAGGACGGGAACAUCGUGCAGCUGGACCGCUGGAACCUGGAGGUGACAAGGGCUCAAGAUGACCAGGAGGAGGGGGCUCAGAAGCUUCCUCUGAGUGUCUUUAAUAAUUACUUUAGCCUGGGGUUUGAUGCCCAUGUUACGCUUGAAUUCCAUGAAUCCAGAGAAGCUAAUCCAGAGAAGUUCAACAGUCGUUUUCGGAACAAAAUGUUUUACGCAGGGGCAGCUUUUUCCGACUUUUUGCAGCGGAGUUCCAGAGAUUUAGCAAAACACGUCAGAGUUGUGUGCGACGGCACUGAUCUUACCCCCAAGAUCCAGGAGUUAAAAUUCCAGUGCAUCGUCUUUUUAAACAUUCCCAGGUACUGUGCUGGAACCAUGCCCUGGGGCAACACUGGUGAUCACCGUGAUUUUGAGCCACAGCGCCAUGACGACGGCUGUAUAGAGGUCAUCGGGUUCACUAUGGCCUCUUUGGCAGCACUUCAGGUCGGAGGUCACGGCGAGCGACUGCAUCAGUGCAGGGAGGUGACUCUGACCACUUUCAAGACCAUCCCAGUGCAGGUAGACGGGGAGCCCUGCAGACUGGCCCCCUCCACUCUGCGCAUCUCUCUCAGGAACCAGGCCAACAUGGUGCAGAAGAGCAAGAGGCGCACCUCCGUACCCCUGCUCAACGACAUACAGAAAGUCUGCACGGCCGACCUGCGCCGUGUUUCCGCUCCCCCAGACUCCUUUACUGUCCCUCACUCUGUUCCAGACCGGUUGCGGCUUCGAGUGAACAGAAUAAGCUUGCAGGAUUACGAGGCCCUUCAGUUUGACAAGGAGAGACUGCGAGAAAUCUCCAUUCCAGUUGGGAUCAUUGUUGUUCGUGGAGACUGUGAUCUGGAGACCUGUCGGCUGUACAUCGACCGGCUGCAGGAGGAUAUUCACCCAGGUUUUUCCAGCACUCACAGAGUACAUUACCAGAAUGAGAACGAAUCCCAGUCCAGACCAUGCUCCCAGAGACUCUGUCCCAACUGGUGCUUUCUAGACUCUACUUCUGCAGAUGUUUUCUAUCGCAUUGACAGAGCUCAGGAGCAUCUCCACUUUGUGACAGAGAUUUCUCAAGACGAGAUCUUCAUCAUGGAAUCCGAGUCUCUAGGACAGCAGCCAGGAGGCAACAUUCCAGGAAUGCCAGACCUGGUGGUGGAUCCCUGCUCAGGUAUGUCUGAGUUGUGGAAUGGCUCAGUCCGAAAGCGCAUUGUGAGUGACAGUGGUGUGCUGCACUCUGCUACAAGACAGGAGAAUCAGGAAAGGCAGUCAGAAGACACACAGGGGCUACGGACCCCUGUAACUCCAGAAGAGCAAGCUCUGCUACAGGCUGCUGUCUGCGGAGACUUGCAAAAGUUCUCGGAGAUCUGCCGGCGAGGCAUUAGCUUGAUGGUGAGGAGUCCAAAUGGCUGCUCUGCUCUACACCUUGCAGCCCAGCAUGGGCACAGGGAGAUUGUCACCUUGAUUCUGGAGCACUGCUCCAUGACGCUGCUAGACAUUGGAGACAGUGAAAUGGGGGAUACUGCAUUGCACAAAGCUGCCUACCAUCGCCAGCACAGUGUCUGCAGGCUGCUCAUCGAUGCAGGGGCCUCCUUGAUAAAGCCUGAUUUCCAGGGCAAGACACCCAAGGACAAGGCCCAGGCUGCCGGGGACUCAGAUUUGGCCUCGUACCUGGAGAGCAGGCAGCAGUAUCGUAUAAUCACCCACGAGGACCUGGAGACUGCGGUGUGAGUCACUGGAACCCGAUGGAGAGUUGAUGCUCUGCCUCUACACACAGCUUUGAUACCCUCCCACACCAAUCCUGCAGCCAGCAGUGGGGUGAGGAAGCGGAGAGGAACUGUGGAGAAUUUGCGAGACUUUACCAGGAGGCUGCUGUUUAUUUUUUAUUUAUUUUCUGAGAGGUGGCGAGGGUGGGGCAGCUGGCUAAUAACCUUGUAUCCAGCGACAGAGAAUUGCCUCACUAUAUCAUCCAGCUCCCUGGACCUACCUCUCUCUAUGACAUAUGAACACGCUGCGCAUUAUGUAACACUUCAUCCUGGAGAAACGGCAUUGGAGAAUGUGGUGUGGAAUUUACAGGACUGUCUGUCCUGUGCAUUCAGGAUCCUAUAUUGUCAUAUAGCAGAGACAAUCCAAAAAAGCGCUAUCAUGAGGCUCAGAAUAUCAGGAGCUCCUUGUGCUCAGUAGGUUUUACUGUCGAAAUAUUUUCAGGGGAGUUUCACUUUCUCCUUGUUGACAGCUCUGGAAGCAACAUUCACAUUUGAGUAGAAGCUAUAGUGUAAUAGUCUAACGAUCGAGAAGCAUGAGGCAAUUUUCCUGUUGAAGCAACUAGUUGUAUUUUUUUCUACUUUGUUAUUGUUGCUUGAAGUUUUUUGCAUAUGGGGAAAAUGGUUUGAAAAUGUCACACGUAGUUGCUUUCUGUUGCAUGCUCACGUCACCAUAUCAGCUAUCUGUUAAACCUUUUUAAACUGGUCUGUCUCACUGCUGGAGGCUUAUUGGUGUUUCUGGUAGACACUGGUGUAAAAAGCACUCUAAAAGUACAAAUCUCUGCCCUGCUAACAGUAGUCCUGCUUCACACAACAUUAUAACUUCCCAUUUUUUCUCACCCACUCUCACUGAUUUCCAGUACUUUUAUCAGUUUGGUAUCUCAGCAGCUCUUAAAAUACCCACCACCUCUAUCCCCAUUCCAUGUAGCUCCCAGCUCUCUCAAAGCAUGGCAGCCUUCCUGAGUGGACCAUGUUUCUCCUGUAUGUGAGUCAGAGCACAAAGCAGGAACUUCUAAGCUCUGAAUUUGAAGCCAGGAGCAGACUGACAUUCCAGGAGCAUAGCCUUUUUUUGGAGAAUGUAUUUAUUAUAUUUGAAAUGUCCUAAAUACUUAUUUAAUGAUUUACUUGCUUACACUGGAUUGCCUAUGUGAGAGACAUAAUCAGAUUUUCCAGUAUGGGAAUCGUGAGUACAACUUUUCGGAAAAGGUUCUUGCUAUUGUAACCAGACAAGCAGUCAGCUGGGAUUGAAGCAAGCUUCUCCUGGUUAGAAUGAAACAGCGGUGUGCCUAGCGCCACCUAAUGCAUAGCCAGAGAAAUUGUGCUGUGUUGUGGCUGUCUGAGCUACUCCAGGUCUGCCAGAUAAUGAUGUAUGUGCAGAGCACCUCCCUGUGGGUGCAACAAGGAAAUACAGUAAGACAAAAAAAAACACCAAAAAUAUAUUGAAUUCUUCCACCAUGCCUUGAGAUGUGCAGAAACUAUGGGAAAAAAAUUCUCACACAUUGGUGAAAAAGAUACAUUUCCAGCAAAGUUACAAAAUAUUUGUUUCUCAAAUGGUUCAGUUAGUGUUGUUAUUGUGUAUUUAUUUAUCUCAAAAAAAAAAAAAAUCUGAGCCAUAUUCAAUGCAAUAUAAAUGGAUGACAUUUGUGCAUUAUUUACAUUACAUUAAUGUUAUGAAACAUGGGUGGUUGUGAAUGGCACUGCAGGGCUUUGUGGUGGAUGGUAUUUUACAGUGGCGUGGUUGGAAGUUUCUUGUUUUUGGUAAGUCACUAGGUGGGGGGCUUUUAUUGUUUACCCCUUGCAGGACGGACACCUGUUUUGGGGGCCUCCUGGCUUGUGGCAAGUCAUUGAUUACACAUAUUAUGAAAUAACCUCUGCCACUUGUUUUUUUUAGCACUGAAGACACUUUGAAGGAGGAAGGUGCUUUUAAAAUACACUGUCCCCUAGAAUCUGUUUUUAUUUUAUUAUAAUUAGAGCUGUCAAUUAACCGCAGUUAACUUCUGCGAUUAACGUGUUCAUUAUUUGGGAGAUUCAGUUUAUUAAUGAAUGUUAAUCGCACUCCUGUCUUGUCCCUCUUGGCAUACUGUAAUUCAUUUCCUGCAGGAUCAUUUUAGUGUAUGCCAGGAUUGAAUGAGUGUAGUCAUUGUAUGAAUAUAAUAUUAGUCACGGAACUGCAUUAUGUAGUAAAGCACUCAAACUGAAGGGAUUUGUUAAUGGAAGUUUUUAUUUUAUUUUUUUACUUUGCCACUUCAUUAGACAAAAAUAUGGUUACUUGUAUCUGCUGUCAAAGCGAGUUCCAGUAUCACAGAAGUGUAUCUAGUCUGCUGUGCCAGCUGCAUGCUAAACAUGCUUUCACUUCUCAGAAUACACUCUAGUAGUUUUUCUGCUACAGACAACAUCAAAUGAAACCUGUCGGUUUCGAAAGAGUACUCUUUGAGAAAUUCCAGAUUGCUGCAAACCCAUGAAUCAAGCUAAGUACAAUACUGUAUCCAGUGCUGCUGGAUAGCUAUUGACUGCAGCCCCGUUCACAUUGUAGCUUUGUUUUAUUUCAAUAACCACAUUUAUUUUUAUACAAUAUUAUUUACAAUUAUAGAGGCA
Polyodon spathula (Mississippi paddlefish) is the source of this 5917-nucleotide messenger RNA. RefSeq names its product diacylglycerol kinase iota-like. NCBI's taxonomy places the organism in Eukaryota, Metazoa, Chordata, Actinopteri, Acipenseriformes, Polyodontidae. The coding region runs from base 246 to 3290 and encodes 1014 amino acids. Gene Ontology annotation, molecular function: protein binding; ATP-dependent diacylglycerol kinase activity. The transcript has 34 exons. Gene Ontology annotation, biological process: lipid phosphorylation; regulation of synaptic transmission, glutamatergic; diacylglycerol metabolic process. The record is from RefSeq and is a predicted model, not a curated record. Gene Ontology annotation, cellular component: nucleus.